Molecule: messenger RNA, 997 nt
Organism: Colletes gigas
Lineage: Eukaryota; Metazoa; Arthropoda; Insecta; Hymenoptera; Colletidae
Gene: U2A
Product: probable U2 small nuclear ribonucleoprotein A'
Exons: 4
Coding region: 72-812 (246 amino acids)
Biological process (GO): mRNA splicing, via spliceosome
Cellular component (GO): U2 snRNP
Molecular function (GO): protein binding; U2 snRNA binding
Source: RefSeq, a predicted model, not a curated record
AGUUGCGAAUAGUUUCACACAUCACGUUAAUCUUGAUAACGGAUUAGUAUAAAUAACAGUAUUAUUGAAAAAUGGUUAAGUUAACGCCAGAUUUAAUACAGCAAUCUAUGCAGUAUAUAAACCCUGUAAAGGAUCGUGAAUUGGAUCUCAGAGGUUACAAAAUUCCUACAAUUGAAAACUUGGGUGCAACUCUGGAUCAAUUUGAUACUAUAGAUUUCUCAGAUAAUGAUAUUAGAAAGUUGGAUGGGUUUCCUCUCUUAAAACGUAUAAAAACACUCUUUUUCAACAAUAAUCGUAUUGUUAGAAUUGGGGAGGGAUUGGAGCAUUGCAUACCAAAUUUAAAAACCCUUAUGUUGACUGGAAAUAUGAUUCAAGAACUUGGUGAUUUGGAGCCACUGACACAGCUAAAAAAUUUGACAAACCUAUGUCUAUUGCAGAAUCCAGUCUCUGCAAAGCCUCAAUAUAGACAGUAUGUUGUAUAUAGGUUUCCACAACUGAGGCUUCUAGAUUUUAGGAAAAUUAAGAUGAAAGAGCGCGAGGCUGCAGUUGCUUACUUUAGAAGUAAAAAAGGAAAAGAAAUGAUUCGUGAAAUAGCAAAGAAAGCAAAAACACAAGCUACUGGCGCGUUCACGGAUAAACCAUUGACCACCCUAGAGGAACGCAAUAAAAUUAGAGAGGCUAUCACAAAUGCUUCUUCCCUCGAAGAAGUACAACGUCUUAGUAAAUUACUUCAAUCCGGACACAUGCCCAGUGAAGAGAGAAUACAGAAUGGAAACACAAUACCUGAAGCAAUGGAAGAAGAGGAUGACUAAUUUUUCACACAUUACUUUCAGACUUAAAAUAUGUUAAACAAGAACAAUCAUUUUUAUUGGUGUAAGUAUUAGAUCGAUACUCUCGGCGAAAUCGAGAACAGUAUGUUAAGCUAAUAAGAAAUUAUAUGCUACACAACUUCAAUUUUGUUGAGAGAUAGUUCAGAGAUUCGAUAAUAAAAUUAUUG